UAUCGCUUAGCUCGCUCUGCCCGGGCCUCGACUAGGUGGUGUCAUUGUGGACAUCUGCUUUCUUGUUUCUUCAAGUCUUCAGUAUUGUGCCCUUUCGUACCAUGACUUCUAACAAGGGCGAGCAAGAGCAGCAGCACGCCUUUGAGCGUGCCUCCGUGGACGAUACUGCUCUUUCCCACCAAGCAUCGACAAGCAGCGAAGAGAGUUCUCCAGAUCAACACUUUGAGCCCAUUCGUACUAGGAAAACACGGGAUGAGGCCGACUAUCAGUUUGACCGUGGCGAUGCUGCCACACGGACUGAGCUGGCAAGACUGGCCUCAGUGCUGUCUGGGGUCCAAGCUGUCCGUACAACCACAAGUGAGGGUCUCUCGAGGCAAGACACAGUCGCAGGAAUGGCGCCAGAAUCCCCAGAGUUCGAUCCCAACCAUCCGUCCUUCAACUUUUUUCUUUGGUUGCGGAAAUUCUCACAACUUCUCGAACAGCAAGGUGUCAAGCACCGAAGGAGUGGCUUCACGUUCAAGAACCUCAGCGUCUCCGGCAAAGGUGCCGCUCUAGUGCUCCAGCAGACUGUGGGCUCGAUCUUCAUGCAACCUUUUCGUAUGCGCGAAAUCUUCAGCCAUCCUCCAGAGAAGCAAAUUCUACGCAAUUUCAAUGGACAUGUCGACAGUGGGGAAGUGCUCAUCGUUCUAGGAAGACCUGGAAGCGGAUGUUCUACCUUUUUGAAGACCAUCUGUGGAGAGCUCCAGGGCCUUAGCAUUCCGAAAGACUCCAGCAUUACAUACAGUGGGAUACCGCAAGAAGUGUUCUUGAAGGAGUUUAAGGGUGAAGCUGUCUACAACGCCGAGAACGAAAGGCAUUUCCCUCAUUUGACGGUUGGGGAGACCGUUGAGUUUGCUGCCGCUUGCCGCACACCGUCUAAUCGCAUCUUCAACGUCCCCCGUAAGGUAUGGAUCAAACAUAUAUCAUCUGUGAUGAUGAACAUAUUCGGUCUAAGUCACACUCGCAACACCAAAGUAGGAGAUGAUUUUGUUCGAGGCGUUAGUGGCGGAGAGAGAAAGCGUGUCAGUAUUGCCGAGAUGGCACUCGCUGGACCUCCGAUAGCUGCAUGGGAUAAUUCGACCCGCGGACUGGACUCUCAGACGGCACUCGAGUUCGUCCGCUCCCUGCGAAUAGGCGCAGAUGUUGCUGGCCUCACGUCUCUGAUAGCCAUUUACCAAGCAUCCCAAGCUAUCUAUGACUUGUGCGAUAAAGCAAUUGUCUUGUAUGAAGGCAAGCAAAUCUACUUCGGCCCCACAGACGAAGCGAAGGCGUAUUUUGAGGAUAUGGGCUGGUAUUGCCCGCCGCGACAAACGACCGGAGAUUUCCUGACCUCGAUCACCAAUCCUCGUGAGAGAAAGCCUCGGGAAGGCUACGAAAAUCGAGUGCCACGUACAGCUGAAGAGUUCGAACAAUAUUGGCGCGAGAGCCCGAACUACAAGUAUACCCAAGAUGAAUCUGCUCACGCUGCGGAAGUGAACGCCGACGGAAAGCAAGCCCUCGACACAUUCCGAGAAUCUCACAAGGAAAUGCAGGCGCAACAUACUCGUCCACAAUCAUCUUACACUAUCAGUAUACCCAUGCAAAUCCGCUUGUGUACGAAACGAGCAUACCAGAGGCUGUGGAAUGACAAAGCUUCAACAAUUGCCGUCAUCUUCAGUCAAGUCGCACAAGCCUUGAUUAUUGGUUCCGUAUAUUUCGGCACUCCGCUCUCCACUGGAUCCUUCUUUGCGAAAGGCGCUGUCCUCUUCUUUGCGGUGCUCCUUAGUGCUCUGCAGUCGAUUGUUGAGAUCAACACGCUAUAUGCCCAACGACCGAUCGUUGCGAAGCACAAGUCCUACGCCUUUUAUCAUCCCUUCACCGAGGCUGUUGCGGGAAUCCUGGCUGAUCUGCCGAUCAAGUUCUGCGUCACUACCGUUUUCAACGUUGUAUUGUAUUUCCUCGCAGGUUUAAGGGCCGAACCAUCUCAAUUCUUCAUCUUCUUUCUAUUCAACUUUAUGGCCAUGUUGACAAUGUCAGCCAUAUUCAGAUGUACUGCAGCUGUCACCAAAACGAUCUCGGCCGCUCUCGCAAUUGCCGGCAUCAUGGUGCUGUGGAUUGUCAUCUACACUGGGUUCACCAUCCAGCGAACUUAUAUGCAUCCGUGGUUCAAAUGGACUAGUUGGAUAAAUCCGGUCGCGUAUGCAUAUGAGGCUCUGAUAGUCAACGAAGUGCACGGUCGCGAAUUCCCAUGUGCAGCGAGCAGCUUGGUCCCUCCUUACGGCCGAGGAAACAACUUUCAAUGUGCUGUUUCAGGCGCUGUUGCUGGUCAGAUCAAUGUCUCUGGCGAUGCAUGGGUGAAGUCAUCUUACGGCUAUUCCUACAGCCAUAUCUGGCGGAAUCUGGGGUUCCUCUUUGCUUUUAUGAUAUUCUUCUACGCCAUCUACUUCGUUGCUACCGAAUUGAACUCCGAUUCGACAUCCACCGCAGAGUUCUUGGUAUUUCGACGAGGUCAUGUUCCUGCCUACAUCCAGAAUGGUGGGCGCAAAGAUGAAGAGGCCCCCGAUCACGCCGAAGCGCCGACGGUGGCCGGCAAUGGAGUUGAUGAAAAGCAGGAGGAAGAUGUCAAUGCCCUUCCGCCGCAGAAGGACGUCUUUACUUGGCGGAAUGUCACCCUUGACAUCAAGAUCAAGGGAGAGCCUCGAAGAUUGCUUGAUGGUAUAUCCGGUUGGGUUAAGCCUGGUACCCUGACAGCCUUGAUGGGCACAUCAGGGGCCGGAAAAACGACGCUUCUUGAUGCGUUAGCACAGAGGACUAACAUUGGCGUCUUGACUGGCGACAUGCUCGUAAACGGCAAACCAUUGGAUGCAUCAUUCCAACGCAAGACAGGCUACGUCCAACAACAAGACUUGCACCUUGAAACCACCACUGUCCGAGAAGCACUUCGAUUCUCUGCAUAUCUUCGACAACCAAAAUCGGUCCCGAAGCAAGAGAAAGACGCUUUUGUCGAGGACGUCAUUCAAAUGCUCAACAUGGAAGAUUUCAGUGAAGCGGUUGUCGGUAACCCGGGCGAGGGUCUGAAUGUUGAACAACGUAAAUUGCUGACGAUUGGUGUCGAACUCGCUGCGAAGCCGGCUCUUCUGAUCUUCCUGGACGAGCCUACUUCUGGACUGGACUCUCAAAGCUCGUGGUCGAUCGUGGCAUUCCUUCGGAAACUCGCGGACUCUGGACAAGCUAUACUGUGCACCAUCCAUCAGCCAUCGGCCAUUCUCUUCCAGGAGUUCGACAGGCUUUUGUUCCUCAUGAGAGGGGGCAAGACCAUCUACUUCGGUGACAUCGGACCCAACUCACAGGUACUGCUUGACUAUUUCGAACGGAACGGCGCUCCCAAAUGCGACGAGAACGACAAUCCGGCCGAGUACAUGCUAGACAUAUGUGGCAAGAAGUCAGACCGAGACUGGAGCGAGGUCUGGAAGACGACUCCCGAAGCCAGAGAGGUUCAAGCCGAACUCGAUCGAAUCCAUGCAGCAAAGGGAUCCGAACCUGUUGCUGAUCAUGGUCCAGCCACCGAAUUUGCCAUGCCGCUGACCUCGCAGAUUCACUAUGUUACCGUUCGUGUUUUCCAGCAGUACUGGAGAACACCGUCAUACAUCACUGGCAAGUUCAUAUUGGGCAUCAUGGCCGCGUUGUUCAUUGGCUUCUCUUUCUACAAGCAGAAUGCCACGCAGGCCGGCUUGCAAAAUACGCUUUUCGCAGUCUUCAUGCUUGUCACUAUUUUCUCCACGCUGGUCCAGCAAAUUAUGCCGCGUUUCGUCAUCCAGAGGUCGCUUUAUGAGGUUCGGGAACGACCGUCCAAAGCCUACUCUUGGGUGGCCUUUCUUGUCGCCAACGUCGCGGUGGAGAUUCCAUAUCAACUCGCUCUCGCUGUCUUGAUGUGGAUUUCCUGGUAUUUUGCAGUCUUCGGCAAGAACCAGUCGAACCAGACGCGUGGAUUGAUGCUGCUUUUCGUGGCUCAGUUCAUGAUCUUCACCAGCACGUUCGCCCACAUGAUCAUUGCAGCCAUGCCGGACGCCGAAACAGCAGGAAACAUCGCCACGCUCCUGUUCAGCAUGAUGCUCACGUUCAACGGCGUGCUCCAAUCGCCGACAGCGUUACCCGGGUUUUGGAUCUUCAUGUGUAUGUUUUUGGCUAUCAGCCCCGUGCCAUUAAUGGUGUUUUGCCGCCUUCACGGCCUUUGCUGACUUGCCUUUUUUAUAGAUCGCGUGAGUCCGAUGACCUAUCUCAUCUCCGGCUGGGCGAGCACCGGUCUACACGGCCGACGUGUGGAGUGUGCGCGGAAUGAACUGGCCAUAUUCGAUCCACCGUCGGGUCAAACCUGCCGACAAUACCUGGCCGAGUACUUGCAGGCCGGGGCACCGGGACAGCUGUACAAUCCCGGUGCGACGAGUGGCUGCGAGUACUGUCCGCUCACGUCUGCGGAUCAGUUCCUCGCCGCGAGCAAUGUUUACUACAGCGAGCGGUGGCGGAACUUUGGCAUCGGGUUCGCUUACAUCUUUUUCAACGUCUUCGCCUGCAUCAUGCUGUACUAUGUCUUCCGGGUGCGACGGUUCAGCAUCACCAGCCUUGCUAAGUGGCCGGCUCUUGUCGCGGAUGUCGUUCUGAUUCAGGGUUUCAGGAGGUUGUUCGCACGACAUGUGGAGCCUACGCCGCCUGGGAAAGAGGCACAGAGUCACAAGGCGUUUUGAGAGGCGGGUUCUGAGGAAGGAGGUGUGGCUUGGAUUCUCUUCUUAUGGUGGAAAUUUGGGACAGUGAUUGCGUUUGUAUAGCUCGAUGUUCAUUGCUUGACAUAUUACCGAGUACUAGUACUCUGUAGAGUGCGAGAGUGCUUAAUAAAGGCUGUGUCAUCCGCUCCGUCUCUUGUCAGUCCCUUGCAGCAGAGGAAGAGCUUAGCACAGCUUAGCAGAG
Exophiala xenobiotica is the source of this 4980-nucleotide messenger RNA. RefSeq lists its product as hypothetical. Gene Ontology annotation, cellular component: membrane. The transcript has 10 exons. Gene Ontology annotation, biological process: transmembrane transport. Gene Ontology annotation, molecular function: ATP binding; ATP hydrolysis activity; ABC-type transporter activity. The record is from RefSeq and is a predicted model, not a curated record. Lineage: Eukaryota; Fungi; Ascomycota; Eurotiomycetes; Chaetothyriales; Herpotrichiellaceae. The coding region runs from base 102 to 4256 and encodes 1384 amino acids.